Messenger RNA from Rhagoletis pomonella (apple maggot), 498 nucleotides. Its product is annotated as ATP-dependent DNA helicase pif1-like. The transcript has a single exon. NCBI's taxonomy places the organism in Eukaryota, Metazoa, Arthropoda, Insecta, Diptera, Tephritidae. Bases 1 to 498 code for a protein of 165 amino acids. The record is from RefSeq and is a predicted model, not a curated record.
AUGACAAAUGAAGACGAAGCAACCAACUAUCCAACUGAAUUCUUAAACUCAUUGGAUCUGCCAGGCUUACCACCGUACAAUUUACAAUUGAAGGUUGGCUCCGUAAUUAUCAUGCUUCGAAAUCUUAACCAACCAAGACUAUGUAACGGAACGCGUUUGUUGGUGAGAAAACUCAUGGACAAUGUCAUUCAUGCGACGAUACUUAAAGGAAAGUUCGAAGGUGAGGAAGUUCUCAUUCCGAGAAUCCCGAUGAUCCCAACCGAUACACUAUUCGAGUUUAAACGAAUUCAAUUUCCGAUUCGUCUUGCAUUCGCCAUGACGAUCAACGAAUCACAAGGUCAAUCUUUGAGUGUUUGUGGCCCGAAUCCUGAAAAAGGCUGUUUCUCUCACGGUCAACUUUACGUGGCAUGUUCACGUGUCGGAAAAUCAUCCGCUUUGUUCGUUUUCGCACCUGACAACAAAACGAAAAAUGUCGUGUAUAAUAAUGUGCUUAAAUAA